GCUCAUCGGCACUUUCCGGAUGGUCCUGCAAAAGGUGGUGGAGGAAGGGCAGGUGGAGGUGACGGACACGCUCAUAGAUGACAAUAAUUCGGCCAUUCAGACCAGCAUCUCCAUAGAGAUCAGGUACCAGGCUCUGGAUGGGACAGUGGGUGCAUGGAGCGACAAGGAGUUCCUGGAGACCCCCAGUGUCCACUCAGAGGGGGAUGGCAGGUACCCUUUGGAGACAGACAGCCUCCUCUCCAGCCACCGGCAGGGCUUGGACGUCUCUCCAGGCAAAUCCAACCAGCAGUCCACAGAGAGGAGCUUCAGAAGCAAGGGCAAAGAGAAGACGAAGGAGCACAAAGCCGGGAAAGGAGUUUUUUCAGCCAUGAAGCUUGGCAAGACGCGUCCAUCAAAGGAUGACCAUCGGAAACAAGAUGAACCCGCUGUUUUGGAGGCAGAAGACCUGGACCGAAAAGCCAUGAGACAGGGAUGUGGACUGGAGCCAGACACCAUCUCCUUGGCCUCUGUCACUGCUGUCACCACCAAUGUCUCGAACAAGAGGUCCAAGCCUGACAUCAAAAUGGAGCCAAGUGCUGGGAGGCCAAUGGAUUACCAGGUCAGCAUCACCAUCAUUGAGGCCCGGCAGCUGGUGGGGCUCAACAUGGACCCUGUGGUCUGCGUGGAGGUGGGAGAGGAAAAGAAAUACACAUCCAUGAAGGAGUCGACCAAUUGCCCUUACUACAACGAGUACUUCGUCUUCGAUUUCCACGUCCCCCCAGAUGUCAUGUUCGACAAGAUCAUCAAGCUGUCUGUGAUCCACUCAAAAAACCUCUUGCGCAGUGGGACUUUGGUAGGCUCCUUCAAGAUGGACGUUGGAACCGUUUAUACCCAACCUGAGCACCAGUUCUACCACAAAUGGGCCAUCCUUUCUGACCCCGAGGAUCUCACCGCUGGGCUGAAAGGUUACUUGAAGUGUGACAUCGCUGUGGGGAAAGGGGACAACAUCAAGACACCACACAAAGCCAAUGAGACAGAUGAGGAUGAUAUUGAAGGGAACCUCCUCCUCCCAGAUGGGGUCCCACCGGAGAGGCAGUGGGCUCGUUUCUACAUCAAGAUCUAUCGAGCAGAGGGGCUGCCCCGGAUGAAUACCAGCAUCAUGGCCAACGUGAAGAAGGCUCUCAUUGGGGAGAACAAGGACUUAGUGGACCCCUACGUGCAGGUGGUCUUUGCAGGGCAGAAGGGGAAGACAUCCAUACAGAAAAGCAGCUAUGAGCCUCUCUGGAACGAGCAAAUAGUUUUCACAGAAAUGUUUCCCCCGUUGUGCAAGCGGAUAAAGAUCCAGAUCCGAGACUCGGACAAAGUCAACGAUGUGGCCAUUGGUACCCACUUCAUUGAUUUGCGGAAGAUCUCUAACGAAGGAGACAAAGGCUUCCUGCCCACCUUCGGCCCUGCGUGGGUGAACAUGUACGGCUCCACACGCAACUACACCCUGAUGGACGAGCACCAAGAGCUGAACGAGGGUCUGGGUGAAGGUGUCUCCUUCCGGGCCAGGCUUUUGAUGAGCCUUGCCGUGGAGAUCUUGGACACCAGCAACCCGGAGAUCAACAGCUCCACCGAGGUGCAAGUCGAGCAGGCCACAUCCGUUGCUGAUAACUGCACAGGGAAGAUGGAGGAGUUCUUCCUCUUUGGAGCCUUCCUGGAAGCUACCAUGAUCGACAGAAAGAUUGGGGACAAACCCAUCAACUUUGAAGUCACAAUAGGUAACUAUGGGAACCAGAUCGAUGGCAUGACCAAACCCAUCCUAAGGAGGAAGAAAGAGGGAGGGGAUGGGGAUGAGGAAGAGUCCGAGCUGCUCCAGAACUCAAGUGAGGAUGAAGGUGAUGAGGAUGGAGAGCUGGUCUCCGUUUCUUCAUCCCAGCCCGUGAAGCCCCUGGUCACAGACAGGAACUAUUUCCAUCUGCCAUACUUUGAGAAGAAGCCCUGCAUCUACAUCAAGAGCUGGUGGCAGGACCAGCGCCGCAGAUUGUAUAAUGCCAACAUUAUGGACAAGAUCGCCGACAAGCUGGAGGAAGGGCUCAAUGACGUGCAGGAGAUGAUCAAGACGGAGAAGCCGCACCCCGAGCGCCGGCUCCGAGGGGUCCUGGAGGAGCUGAGCAGUGGGUGCCUGCGCUUUGUGUCGUUGGCUGACAAGGACCAGCACCACCCUUCCCGCACGAGGCUGGAUCGGGAGAGGCUCAAGUCCUGCAUGCGGGAGCUGGAGAACAUGGGGCAGCAAGCCACGAGUCUGCGGUCGCAGGUGAAGAAGAACACCAUGAAAGACAAGCUGAAACUGGUGCAAAACUUCCUGCAGAAACUCCGGUUCUUGGCAGAUGAGCCCCAGCACACUAUUCCCGACAUCUUCAUCUGGAUGAUGAGCAACAACAAGCGCAUUGCCUACGCUCGCAUCCCUUCCAAGGAUAUCCUCUACUCCAUCGUGGACGAGGAGAUGGGCAAGGACUGCGCCAAAGUGAAGACCGUCUUCCUCAAGCUACCUGGGAAGAGGGGGUUUGGACCUGCUGGCUGGACAGUUCAGGCCAAGAUGGAGAUGUACUUGUGGCUGGGCCUCAACAAACAGCGCAAAGACUUCUUGAGCGGCCUGCCCUGUGGCUUUGAGGAGAAGAAGACUGCCAGAGGCCAAAACCUGCCAUCCUUCCCACCCAUCAGCCUUCUCUACACCA
Messenger RNA from Mesitornis unicolor (brown roatelo), 2699 nucleotides. Its product is annotated as otoferlin-like. The record is from RefSeq and is a predicted model, not a curated record. Lineage: Eukaryota; Metazoa; Chordata; Aves; Mesitornithiformes; Mesitornithidae. The transcript has 22 exons. The annotation marks the transcript as partial. Gene Ontology annotation, cellular component: synaptic vesicle membrane; presynaptic active zone membrane. Gene Ontology annotation, biological process: synaptic vesicle priming; plasma membrane organization. Gene Ontology annotation, molecular function: AP-2 adaptor complex binding; calcium ion binding.